ACCACCUCCCACGUGCUCUCAUCAAUGGAUCCCCUAAAAGGACUGGAUGAGUCGUCCACGGACGACGAUGCUGCAUCGCAAACUACCGAAGAUGACCCCCAAGUGCCUGAAAGGCAGGACCCGGCCCCGCCACCAGCCCCCCCUCCGUCUGCGCCCGCAGCUGGCAGCGCUCGCGAACGUCCGCAUUAUGAGCUGCGCCACACUAUGCGGGGACAUACAUCGUCAAUCUCUGCCGUUAAGUUUAGCCCUGACGGGACAUUCCUAGCAUCUUGCAGCAACGAUAAAGCGGUGAAGAUCUGGUCACCCUUCACUGGAGAACUCAUCCGGAAUCUAAAUGGCCAUACAAAAGGCCUUUCUGACAUAUCAUGGUCCGCUGAUAGCGUAUACCUUGCCUCUGCUUCCGACGACCAAACAAUCCGCAUUUGGGACGUUGAUUCUGGGUUGACAACGAGGACCUUGAGAGGGCACUCUAGUUUCGUCUUCUGUGUGAACUAUAACACGUCGUCAACGUUGCUUGUUUCCGGAGGCUGCGAAGGCGACGUGAGAAUUUGGACCAUGCCGAAAGGAAAAUGCGUCAAAACUAUACAUGCACACUUAGACUAUGUGACUGCUGUACACUUCAGCAGAGACGCAAGUCACAUCGUAUCAUGCGCUUUGGACGGCUUGAUCCGAAUCUGGGACGCCGAUACCGGUCAAUGUCUCAAGACCCUCGCCGAAGGACAUGACGCAAUAUGUCAGCACGUACAAUUUUCACCGAAUUCAAAAUACAUCCUAUCGACUGCGCAUGACAGCGCUAUUCGCCUAUGGGACUACCAGACGUCACGUUGUCUUAAGACGUAUAUGGGACACAAAAACGAAAAAUACUGCAUUGCGGCGUGCUUCAGCGUAACCGGCGGCAAGUGGAUCGUCUCUGGCAGCGAAGACAACAAAGCCUAUCUCUGGGACCUACAAAGCCGGGAGGUCGUCCAGGUGCUCGAAGGGCAUACAGAUGUCGUGGUCGCCGUUGCUACUCACCCUCAGCAGAACAUGAUUGCAUCAGCAUCUAUGGAAUCCGACCUCACCGUCCGGAUCUGGACUGACCGCAGGACCUAAACGUCCACCAUUUCGAUCGAGCUAUAUUGCGCUCUGUGAAGUUAGUCGCUCCCCGUGCUUUGUGGAUUGUAUAACAAUAGUGUAAUAUGCAUUGAUGUCUGUUAUGAACGCCUGUAGAUACUGUUACAACCUGUAAAGCUAUAUAGCAUGUGGAAAAGCGACAAGACGAUGUUCGAGACGAGUCCGGGGACAGCGGACAGCCUAUCAUACUGGUUCUGCGUUGAUGAGAUCUAGCAAGAGGGUGGGUAUUAGAUCUGAACUCAUGGGCAGCCCAAGUGAUACGGACCUUUAGCUAGCUCUCUGUCAGCAUCGGUAAGGCCUGUAUCAUGCUCCUCAAGGAAAGCAUCGACCUAAUGCACAAUUGAGCACUCCAUCACUGUACAUAAGUCUAGGCGACUCACUUCAUCCAUGACACCGUCAUC
This is a messenger RNA of Fomitopsis serialis, 1514 nucleotides long. Its product is annotated as WD40-repeat-containing domain protein. The record is from RefSeq and is a predicted model, not a curated record. Bases 25 to 1092 code for a protein of 355 amino acids. NCBI's taxonomy places the organism in Eukaryota, Fungi, Basidiomycota, Agaricomycetes, Polyporales, Fomitopsidaceae. The transcript has 8 exons. Gene Ontology annotation, molecular function: protein binding.